GCGGAAGUGGCGGUUGGGCUGAUGCAGCCGCCUUCGAAGGAGCGGGCCCGGCGGGCCGGGGAGGCCCCGAGGGGACCUCGGGCGAGACCCCCGCGGCAGAGCUGGAGAGUGCUGGCCGAGAGGAACCCGAGCGUGGCCCCUGUGGGAGCCUGGGUGGAGAGCGGCCCAAGGGAGCUGGAGGAGAGCCAGGCCUUUGCCUCAGCGUUUCGGGUGGAGGAGGAGCUGAAAGAGCAGCAGAGGGAGAAGGCAGCCAACCUGCAACGCUUCCAGGGAGAGGUGCAGCAGCGGGUGAACCAGCAGGUCAGGAUGAGGAGGAAGCAGCAGCUGCAGCAGUCCUAUGAAGCAGCUGAGAGGGAAAGAGACGUUGCCGUGCGCUACUCGGACUCCAUCCUGCGCCUGACCCCCAGGAAGAACACGUGUCUGUUCCGGAGCCACCCCACACCCCUCAUCUGCAGCCCCUGCUCAGCCCAGCACCAGGGGCUGCCUGGAGAACCUUUCCAGCAACAGGCAGCUGAGCUGAGCAGAACCAUGCAGCAAGUUCGGCACAGGCUGGCGUCCUGCAAAACCAUGUCCCAGGGAGAGGGUCCUCCUGAGCUCCCUGGUGGCCUCUGGAAGAGGGAGAAAGCAGAGUCCUGUCAGACAGCUGAGGUGCCUGCUGAGGGAGAGGAACUGCUGCUGCUGGGACAUGAUGACCUCCCAGCUGAGCUGAGGGACCAGGCUGAGCAUGGCCAUGACUUCUACAUCAAAAUGGCAUUUGAAAAAUACUGUGAUGGCUCAGUGAAGGACUGGAGCCUUCCUGAGCCUCCCCAGAAUCCCCAUACCGACUACCAAGCUCCCCUCCUACUCUGGGCUGGUGUAGACCAAGAGGAAACCAAGAAGCAGGAUCAAGGGCAAGAAGGAGCAGCAGCGCUGGGAGGAAGAGCAGAGGAUGCAAGAGGUGGCUGAGCAGCACAAAGGCCCUGAGGGAGAGGCAGCCUGUGAAACCCUUGCCCAGCUCCAGCUGGAGGAGAGGAGAGGGAAGAAGGUUAAGGACAAACAG
Messenger RNA from Colius striatus (speckled mousebird), 1039 nucleotides. It is a transcript of the gene CCDC15, whose product is annotated as coiled-coil domain containing 15. NCBI's taxonomy places the organism in Eukaryota, Metazoa, Chordata, Aves, Coliiformes, Coliidae. The coding region runs from base 22 to 945 and encodes 307 amino acids. The transcript has 8 exons. Gene Ontology annotation, cellular component: centrosome. The record is from RefSeq and is a predicted model, not a curated record.